Clonostachys solani is the source of this 2397-nucleotide messenger RNA. NCBI's taxonomy places the organism in Eukaryota, Fungi, Ascomycota, Sordariomycetes, Hypocreales, Bionectriaceae. The record is from the annotation of a GenBank genome assembly.
AUGCGGCCGGUCUCUCAGCUAUUGGUACUCCUGGCGUUGGUACUUGGCACGGCGGCCAGAUCGUAUCAUCGCCGUGAACAGCACACCCAGAUCCUCAAGGACCCCGGGGAGCGGCAUGAGACUGGAGGAACAAACAAGUAUAUCAUCGAGGUCGAGAAGGGCACGAGACUCGGGACUCUUACAAAGAGAUUUGAAGAGGAAUCCCAGGCUAAUGGCACUUACUACAAGGAGUUUGAUUGUAGUGAUGUGUUCUCUGGUCUCACCAUUGAAUCAAAGACCGACAACGUCGACUCACUGCUCUCAAUGGAGGGAGUCGUCAACGUCUGGCCCUUGAGAUCUGUCCCAAUGGCGCCGCUGGCGAAGAGAACAAAGCUGUCGGGUAAUAUGAAACAUCCAAACACCUCUGCUCACCACUGGACAGGAGUGGAUAAGCUACAUAAGGCUGGAAUCAGAGGCAAGGGCGCCACCGUGGCAGUGAUUGACACUGGGAUCGAUUACACCCACAAGGCGCUUGGUGGCUGCUUUGGGCCUGGAUGCAAGAUCUCUGGAGGAUACGACCUUGUUGGGGCAGACUGGGAUUCUCACGAAGAGAUGCAUUUUCCUAAGAAGCCGGACGAUGAUCCAAGAGACUUCUAUGGACAUGGAACGCACGUUGCGGGCAUAAUUGCUGGACAGAGCGACUGGUUCACUGGGGUAGCACCUGAUGCCGACCUCCUCAUAUACAAAGUGUUUUCUGAUGCAUGUACCCCGAUAUCGCACGCUGGGGUUUGGGAUCCAUUGGACACUGACGAGGAGGUCUUGAUCCAAGCCUUCUGUGAUGCGUAUAGCGCGGGCGCCGAUAUCAUCACGGCAAGCAUUGGUAGGCCUAAUGGUUUUGUGGACAAUCCAUGGGCGUUGGUUGCCAGCCGUCUUGUCCAGCGAGGCAUUGUUGUCACAAUAUCGGCUGGGAAUGAGGGCUAUACAGGCCCUAUCUACUCCAGCAGCGGCUCGAACGGAGACGGAGUCAUCUCUGUGGCUGCAGUCAAUGCCACCGGAAACACCAACGAUACUGUGGAUUCCAGACCAGUUGCCGCUUACUUUAGCACUUGGGGUCCUACCAACGAGCUGCUACUGAAACCGGACAUCGCCGCGCCUGGCUUCGACAUUGUCAGCACAGUGCUGGACGGGGAGUAUGAGGAAAUGAGCGGGACGAGUAUGGCCGCGCCGUACAUCGCUGGAGUCGCUGCCCUCUGGAUUGGCAAAUAUGGCGGCAGGGCUGUCCAUGGGCCCAAGACCGCCAAGCUGGUCUCGGAGCGCAUCACAACCAGUGGGAGCAGUGUUGCCUGGAGUGCAGACAUUGUCCGCUUCAACCGAACGGCCCCUCCGUUCCAAGUUGGAACUGGGCUGGUUAACGCUCUCAAGGUCCUACACUAUGACACGCAGAUAAGUGCAAAGCCAUUCUCUCUCCUGGACACGGAGUCAUUCCAGCCCGAUUGGACGGCAAAUAUUACCAACCGGGGAAAUACCAGCGUCACCUAUACUUUUGAAGUCGAGCCUCAAUCCGGAAUGGAGCUUCUGGAUAGCUAUUACGGCAUCAAGACAUUAUUUGAGCUCACCCCCAUAAACAUCGUCCCCAAUAUCACCCUUCCCAAGCCAAUCACGGUUCCGCCCAUGAAGACUAAGACAGCCGAGUCUGUAAUUCCAUAUCCCUCUUUUGGACAGAGAACAUUGACUGAGAUCUCCCUUUUUAGAUUUUCCUUUCAGCUCCCCAAGAUCAACGACGAGCUCCUACCACUCUAUGGUGGAAAGAUAUGGUUCAAGGGGAGUAACGGGGAAAGCCUUUCUGUCCCCUAUGGUGGUGCGGCUUAUGAUACCGAAAAGGAGUUUGACUCCAUGUUCGCAACUCAGCCGUAUAUAAACGAAUUCGAGAACGACUGGAAGUGGAGUUUCAAUACCAACGUGAGGCCGUACGACUUCGUGGAGCUGUCUGCCCGCCUCCGGUAUCCCUGCUCUCACCUCCGAUGGGAUAUUUUCUCCCGGUAUUGGGAUGAGCGCAGUUGGGUUCUACCCACUGUCCCCGGGGAAAACGGCUACAUUGGUUCGGCAACUACAUUCCGGGACGCCGACAUGUUCUGGUACUUUGACCCGAAGCGCAUGGACAAGGAGGACACGAUCCCCUUCCCCAUUAUGCGCGUUCCAAGAGGUUAUGGGAGCUACUGGUGGUUUGGCAAGUUGGCCAACGGCUCGUACAUCAGACCGGGAAACUAUACUAUGCGAUUUGCGGCUUUGAGACCGUACGGGAACCCUAAUCUCACAGAUCACUGGGAUAUCAUGGGUCAAGAUGCGCUAUCAUUCGAAGUUCUGCCCAUGAACACUACAAGAAAUUCGACCAGGCUAAUUAGACAUGCCUACACAUGA